Vidua chalybeata is the source of this 6397-nucleotide messenger RNA. RefSeq names its product ATCAY kinesin light chain interacting caytaxin (gene ATCAY). The coding region runs from base 533 to 1522 and encodes 329 amino acids. The record is from RefSeq and is a predicted model, not a curated record. Lineage: Eukaryota; Metazoa; Chordata; Aves; Passeriformes; Viduidae. The transcript is spliced from 12 exons. Gene Ontology annotation, biological process: apoptotic process. Gene Ontology annotation, cellular component: cytoplasm.
CCGCGGCAGCAGCUCCUGCCCGGCCGAGGAGGAGCCGGGGGAGCGGAGCGGGCGGAUCCUCGCUGCUGCCGCUGCCCGGGCUUUGAUCUCGGCCCGGCUCGGCUGGCCCGGGGCGGGGAUGCCGUAACCGAGGCGCGGGCGGCGCGGAGCGGGAGCAUGCUCAUUCCUGCAUCCAUCCCUGCAUCCAUCCCUGCAUCCAUCCCUGCAUCCAUUCCUGCAUCCAUCACUGCAUCCAUUCCUGCAUCCAUCGCUGCAUCCUUCCUGCAUCCCUCCUGCAUCCCUCCUGCAUCCAUCGCUGCAUCCAGCGCUGCAUCCAUCCCUUCAUCCAUUCCUGCAUCCCUCCCUGCAUCCCGCCGUGCCCGCUCCAUCCCUGCCAGCAGGGCCUGGCACAGGGCAGCGGGCACGGAGCGAAGCCCCGGCCCUCAGGAAAAGUGCUGCGCCCCCCCCGAAUUUGGCAUCGGGGCAGGAGGAUUCCCGCGGGAGGCGGUGAUUGCAGCAGCCUCGGGGAAGGCCUCUCCCAGAAGAAACGGGGAUGGAGUCACUGGGAAGCCCCACAGAAGAUGAGACCACGUCCUCUCCUCCCAACACUCUGAACUUUAACGGGGCCCAUCGGAAGCGGAAGACACUCGUUGCACCUGAAAUCAACAUUUCCCUGGACCAGAGCGAGGGCUCCAUCCUCUCUGAUGAUUUCCUGGACACACCAGAUGACCUGGACAUCAAUGUGGAUGAUAUUGAAACUCCUGAUGAGACAGAUUCCCUCGAAUUCCUGGGGAAUGGGAACGAACUGGAAUGGGAAGAUGACACCCCCGUGGCCACGGCCAAGAACAUGCCCGGGGACAGCGCAGACCUGUUUGGGGACGGGGGGACAGAGGAUGGCAGUGCCACCAACGGCCGGCUCUGGAGAACCGUCAUCAUCGGCGAGCAGGAGCACAGGAUCGACCUCCAGAUGAUCAAACCCUACAUGAGAGUGGUGACACACGGAGGAUACUACGGAGAAGGUCUCAACGCCAUCAUCGUCUUUGCUGCCUGCUACCUCCCGGACAGCAACCUGGCAGAUUAUCACUACAUCAUGGAAAACCUCUUCCUGUACGUGAUCAGCAGCCUGGAGCUGCUGGUGGCCGAGGAUUACAUGAUCGUGUACCUGAACGGGGCCACGCCCCGCAGGAGGAUGCCAGGCCUGGGCUGGCUGAAGAAAUGCUACCAGAUGAUUGACAGAAGGCUGCGGAAGAACCUCAAGGCGCUGAUCAUCGUGCACCCCUCGUGGUUCAUCCGGACCGUGCUGGCCAUCUCCAGACCCUUCAUCAGUGUGAAGUUUAUCAACAAGAUCCAGUACGUCCACAGCCUGGAGGAACUGGAGCAACUCAUCCCCAUGGAGCACGUGCAGAUCCCAGACUGCGUCCUGCAGUAUGAAGAAGAGAGGAUCAAGGCCAGAAAAGAAAGGGCAGAGGAGAACAAAGACGUGGCUGAGAGGGAAAGCAGGCCCGUGCCCCCAGCAGAGGAUCAGGAAUCCAGCAUGUCCUGAGUGGGAGCAGCACGGAGGAAUGGAGAAGGAGAAGGAGAAGGAGAAGGAGAAGGAGAAGGAGAAGGAGAAGGAGAAGGAGAAGGAGAAGGAGAAGGAGAAGGAGAAGGAGAAGGAGAAGGAGAAGGAGCAGCUUGGCCCUCACCCACCUCAACGACCUUUGGGGACAAGACCUUGCCACCACCUUCUUCCAAAUCCUGUAAAUCCUGGAGCCCUCCUCCUCUGCCUCCAAGAUGCAAAGUCCUUUAACCUUUUUGGGAAUCACUUUUCUUUUUUUUUUUUUUUAAAUAAGAAGAAGAAGAACAAAAACCAAACAAACCCCCCCAAAAAAACGAAGCAAGAAGGGCACUUUACAGGACAUUUCUGGUGUGCUUAGGGAAUGGUCUGUGGGGAGCGUUGGCAAAUACUCGCUGUGUAUCCUCGGAGUAAGUCAAGAGCAUCCUCCAGCCCAGGAAUCUUCAGCCCAGGAAGAGAAUUUCUUUUUGGUUUUGAUGACAAACCCUUCCCUUCACUCGCUGCGGAGCCCGUCUGCUUCGAGCUGCACCCCCAGGUCCCUCCAGGACACCCCAAAAGCUGCCAGCCCCGGGAGCAACGACCCCGGCAAGGGGAAGAGCUUUCCCUCCUUUUUUCCAGCUGGUGUGAGUUUCUUCUUGAAGAUUCCAAGUUCCCAUGACCUUGGCAGCACUGCCAGCUUCCACCAUCCUCCAGAACUCAUUCCCAUGAGGGAAUCCCGUGGUUUUUCCAUGGAUUUUUCCCUGGUUUGUCCCAUCCUGGUGUGUGAGGGAAGUUUUCCCCUCCUUUUUUCCAGCUGGUGUGAGUUUCUUCUUGAAGAUUCCAAGUGCCCACGGCCUCGGCAGCACUUCCAGCUUCCAGCAUGUCCAGAACUCAUUCCCAUGAGGAAAUCCUGUGGUUUUUCCAUGUUUUUUUCCCUGGUUUGUCCCAUCCUGGUGUGUGAGGGAAGAGCUUUCCCCUCCUUUUUUCCAGGCAGCAUUUGUUUCUUCUUGAAGAUUCCAAGUUCCCACAGCCUUGGCAGCACUGCCAGCUUCCAGCAUGUCCAGAACUCAUUCCCAUGAGGGAAUCCUGUGGUUUUCCCAUGUUUUUUUCCCUGGUUUGUCCAAUCCUGGUGCGUGAGGGACGUUUUCCCCUCCUUUUUUCCAGCUGGUGUGAGUUUCUUCUUGAAGAUUCCAAGUUCCCAUGACCUUGGCAGCACUGCCAGCUUCCAGCAUGUCCAGAACUCAUUCCCAUGAGGGAAUCCUGUGGUUUUUUCCAUGGAUUUUUCCCUGGUUUGUCCCAUCCUGGGAUCCUGAAGGGAUCCCACAGAACCUUCUCCUGGAGGAACACGCCCCAAAGGGUCUGGCUUUGGAAGGAGCCCUCCAGGACAGGGAAGUUCUCCACGCCUCGUCUGCGUUUCGAUGUCGCGCCGCUGGAGAAUCCCUCGCUGCUGAGGCCUCCGAGGAGCUGCUGAAACGUUGGGAGAUUCCCUCACCCAGCAGCAUUCCUGCCUGGAAUAGCCCCAAGGAGAGGGCAGGAGGCAGGGCUGGCUUCUGCAGCUGGGAGGUGACUCUUGGAAUUCGGGUUUUGGACUCGUGAGGGUUCUGUGAGCAAAGGAGAGGGGGGAAAGAAAUUAAGGAGCAGCUGUCUGGCCAAAAUUCUUUGGAAAGUCGUGAUUCCAGAGCCAGAGCCAGCUUGCAUGGCCUCGGGAUGGAUCCCUGGAAGUGUCCAAGGCCAGGCUGGACGGGGCUUGGAGCAGCCUGGGCCAGUGGGAGGUGUCUCUGUCAUGGCAGGGUGGGACUGGACGGGAUUUAAAUUCCUUCCAAAUCAUUCCAGGAUUCCAUGAUCAGGUAAAACCCCUCUCAAGCACCUGCAGAAGAAGAAUUCCCUGCCCGUUUCUUCACUUCAUCACCCCUUUCAUUCCUCAGAUGAAGAAUUCCCUGCCCAUUUCAUCACCCGUGGCAGGGUGGGACUGGACGGGAUUUAAGUUCCUUCCAAAUCAUUCCAGGAUUCCACGAUCAGGUAAAACCCCUCUCAAACACCUGCAGAUGAAGAAUUCCCUGCCCAUUUCAUCACUUCAAGGAGAAUUCUGGCACAGCAGGAUUUUUCCUGAAGGUGGGGAUGGCUCCUCUGGCCACACGAAGCUGCUUUUCUCUUCCUUCCAGUGAACAAAACCACUCUGGAUGAGAUCCUCCUUCCCCUGGGAGCUCCAAGGAAGCACCAAAAGUACUUUUUAACCUUAAUCCUCAUUUGAGAUGUUCUCCUCACACGGUCCAGCCACGGAUGGAAAGCAGAGCUCUGCACCCACAGCACCAACCCAGAGGCUGAAGAUGGAAACAAAAAAAUUCCACAUUCUAUCUAAAAAAAAAAAAAAACACCAAACAAGCUCAUUAUAAACCAAUUUUUGACAAAAUAUUUCAAGCUGGAAGGGGCUUGGAGAACCCUGGGAUCGUGGCAGGUGAUUUAUGGUCCUUUCCAACCCAAUCCAGUCUGGGAUUUCACAAGGAAUUCUGUGCUUCAAGGGAAGAAGAUUCCCCCAGGUGUUUGUGGAGCUCAGGUUUAUUCCAGGUGACACCUCCCUGCUGCCCUGAGCUCCCAGCUGUGUCUGGAGGCAGAAACAGCAGCCAGGAAUUCCCAAAUUCCCACAGCAGAGCUGGGAUCGCUCCCACUGGCUCUGUCCCAGGGGCUGAACAGCCCGGAGAGGUGAAGGAAGGAUAAAAUCCUUAAAAUUUGCUGAUAAAAUCAAUUCCAGUUCUGACUAUGAACACUCACAAAGCUCCUCGUGGACCCAGAGGCUGGGACUUCACUAAGAACACUUCAAGCUGAUUUUCCUUUUUUUAAUUUUUUUCCCUUUGUUUUUGUGGAUUUAGAGAAAAGCCAUCGUUUUUCCACCGAGAACGUGACCCACGCUGGCACUGCAAGGGAAAUCUGCAAUUGUACAACGAUCAAGUGGAUAAAAUGUCAGAUGAUGGGGUCAAAACCCAACUCCAGGAAGAUUUUGUGCGUCCAGAAACGUUCAGAAAUACUGCUGUGAUGGAAAAGGUGGAUGUGGGAGAUAAAGAAUACCAAUCUCCUUUCAUGUGGGGGCUCUGGAUCCUCAGCAGUCUCCACACCAGAAUGGAACGUGCUUUUUUUUUUUUGGUUGUUUCAUUCCUUCCCAAAACCACUCUGUCUGCACUUUCAGGGAAAAAAAAAAAAAAAAAAAAAAAAAAAAAAAAAAAAAAAAAAAAAAAAAAUACAGAAUUCCUUCUCAGAAUGAGCCGAUCUGACAAUGAAACUUCACAUUUUUCCAAGUAAUUCCUUCAGAGCAAGGGAAUUUCAGCUGGGAAAAGGACAGAUCCCAAAUUUCCCUUCACGAGGUGGAGGUGGGGAGUUGUUUCCACACACAAAAAAAAAAUCAAUUUUUAACUUCUUGGAAGCGAUUUUUUUUGUUUUGUUUUGUUUCCAAAAGUGCCCUUUGUGAUGGAGCACGCCAAGUGGUGUGCACUAGAUUUUCAUUUUUCACAGUUUUCCAAGCAUGUAAAGUUUACGUUCAUGGAUGGAUGGAUGGAUGGAUGGAUACAUGGAUUAUGUUUUUGUCUUUUAACACAAAGAAGAACCUGCAGCUCCAUCGAAGGAGAAAUUAGAAAUGUCAAAAGUGCAUUUUACAGCAGAAAAAAAAUAUUAAUUAGCAUUAACUUAUUUCAACCAGUGAUUUCAGGCAUUGAUGGCAAAACAAAAAGCUACAAAUUCUUGGACAAAAAAUACAAAAAAAGAAAAGUCCCUGUCCCAAAGGUGGAGUGACAAAUCUCAGCUGGGUGGGGAGAAAUCUGCACUGCUGCUGGUGGAAGUGCAUUUCCAGUAGGACUUUGACCAGUAUAUAAAUAUAUAAAUAUGUUUAAAGAAGAAAAUGAAAUAAACUUCAUCCCUUUAGCAAUACUGCUGGACUGCUCAGCGUCCCAACCGUGCCCCAGGCCCCACAAAACCAUCCCUGGAGGAUCAAGAUCUUCAUUUCUGAAUUCCCUGGAUUACAUCGAGCACUUUCUGGUCUGAUUGGACUUUUCCUGAGAUUUUUUUUCCUUCCAUGGGAAGUCACAUUUUAGCUGCAGAAAAAGUUCUUUUAUGGCCAUCUUCACCGAAAUCCUGGUGGUUUUACUCGUCGUGUGUUUAAUGGCCGGACCUCAAUUCACCCCACAUCAGCCUGAAAAAUCCAAUUUUUUCCUGUUCAGCUCAUUCCAGAGCAGGAAUUCCCUUCCCCUCUCUUGGAGGAUUUAUCCUCAGCUCCAGGAACUCCAGCUUUUCUGGUUUUUCCACCCAGAUUUGGGACUGAGCGUGGAUUUUUAUCGUGGUUCACGAGGAACCAAACCAGGCGAGGAAUUCAUCCCAAUUCUCUCUGUCCAGUGCUGUGUAAAUGUCAGUGGAUAUUUAGAGCUUCCCUCAUGGUAAUUUUGCCAUCUUUAUUUCCCCCCACAGAUGUGCAGAAAAGGUUUUUUAAAGGCAACAAAUCCAUUUUUUUAGAGGAUUUCAAAAACCCAGGAGUCGAGGAAAGGCUGGUGGUGAUGGGCUGGGAUGGGCCUGGAGCAGGAGAAAGGAACAAAAACCCCACAAAAAGCACAUUUUUCUCUUUUUUAUUUCCUCCUUUCCUUCCUUCCUGGCAGGUUUUGGCAAAGUGGAGUUGAGAACUCACCACGACAAUAAACCACAAUCCCAGGGGUUUCUUUUUAUUUUAUUUUUGUUCCUCUCCAGCCCAACCCCAGCUGUACAAACGUGUGAAAUGUCAUUUUCUGCAGUGGUUGUAAUUAGGUGGUUUGUGCUAGCGGACUCUUCAUCUGUACCCUGAGUUUUGCUUUGUAUUAUUCCAUAAAAUCUGUGGAUAUUCCAUUAAAAUGAGACUAAUCCUUCCGCCAA